Molecule: messenger RNA, 2586 nt
Organism: Paramormyrops kingsleyae
Lineage: Eukaryota; Metazoa; Chordata; Actinopteri; Osteoglossiformes; Mormyridae
Source: RefSeq, a predicted model, not a curated record
CAUGUGUACCUUUCAUUAAAUAUUAACUUUGGUUAAUAAACUUUGGUUUGCCUUUCUCGCUGAGGAAACAUAUUUGUUGAAGUUGAGAGACAGUGAAUGGCAGCGGGAUUGUCAUUAAGGACACCACGCAGCAUGAGCCUCCGCUGAUUCCAAAACAACAAAGAUCAGAUGCAUCUGUUAAGAAUCUAAUGAAGUUUCCUAGGACUUCAUGAUUCUGUCCCUGUAGACCUGCUCUUUAUGCCAGUUCUUGUUCCGAGCUCUUGCUUACAUAGACCUAACAGGUGUUGAUGACAUUCUGACUUAUGAAGACUGAUUGUAUCUGUGUGACCAUGUGACUAAUGUUCGCUUUCAUCACUGCUCCAUGGGGAUCUCAGCCAGCUGCUUCCUCAGCCAAUCAGAAUCUUGCAGUCCGGGUGAAGACGGAACCCGAUGAUGAGAAAACUACACUGGGCCAGAAACAUAGUCACUCAUUCUAUUAUCAAAUUAACAAGGAGAAUCACAUGGUUACCUGCACUAAACGGGGCACAGUGCUGGAGGCACUUCAAGCAGAUCCACCUUUCAGAACCUUUUUGGAGAGAAACAGGGAAAAAGGAAAAAGCAUUAUCAUUGAAAGAGACAACAGCUUUAUAGCCACACACUUUCCUUGUUGGUUGUUUAAAGACGAAGAAACUGUCCUCAUUAAAAGUUUCCCUGGUGAGGCAGCUGAGGUUUCCGAUGGUUAUGAAAUAAAAGACGGUGAUAUUGUCACUUUUUGCAUUAGCAGCAUUGGUGGAUUGAACAUGAGGAAAAGGCGUUUUUUGAGGAACUCAAAACUUCAAAACAACAAGUCCCUUUGCAUAUAUGCGUAUAUUGGGGAGACGGUAGAGGAUGCAUUGAAAAGAGAUGGCCGAUUUAUAGAUGAAGUGUUUCAGGGAUCGGUCUCUCUAUGUGAAGAAGGAGAACAACAAACAAAUAUUCAGUUAACUACAAAAAUCCCCCCAAAAUUUGGCAAUCUGAAGACUUUACAGCUGAAAAAGACAGCACUGAAGAGACCGGCAGAAGACAAAACAGCAAAUAAGAGGAAGCUAAAAUCCGGCAGAAAAUCUGAUCCUAGUUCUAAUACUGAAAAUCCAUCCACACGCUCUUCUUCUGUUGGAUCCAAACCCAGUUCAGACAAAGCAAUGGCAGUUAAGGGGCCUGAUUUAUAUAAGAAAGUACAUGAGAUACCAGACUCCACAGAAAUCCUGGAGAUUCUACGUGAGCAGUUUCAAGGUCUAGUGGAGCUGAUGAAGAAAAGGCACAAGAAAAGGAAAGUCGAAGAUGUGGUAGAGUUACUAAGGGAGGAGUUUGGAAAGAACAUACAGAGUUUCUCUGAAAUAAGCACUGGCAAGAAGCUGAUGAAUAUGAGUGCUUCAGUUUGUUACAUUGAGGUUGAGAACCACAUGAGAGGGACAGGAUUCUUGCUGUUUGAUCGUUAUAUCCUAACAAACGCACAUGUUAUUAAGGAUAUUACUAACGGUACAGUUUUAGGGAGAAAAGUUCAUGUCACAUUUGCCUUUGAAGAUCUCACAGAAGAAUCCAAGAACUUAUGGUGUGUAAAAGAAGAGGUUGUGGCUGGCUGGUACGGUUUGGAUCAACAGGAACGUUUGAUGGAUUUUGCUUUACUGGAGCUAGGUGACUCACUAGGGAAGCCUGAUUUAAAACUACCUCCUACUCUUCUAAGAGAAUAUGCACCUUUCCCAGGGAAGGGAGGAAUCUGCCUCAUUGGUCAUCCUCAUGGGGGGGUGAAAAAGAUGGACUCAAGUUCCAUUAUUGAAGUUAAAAAAAGAGCAAAUGCAGUAAAACGACAAUUUGGCAGGAAAGGGCGUCACAUUCAGUAUAUCAAUGACUUGAAGGAUAAAGAAUUGACAUAUAACACAUGUUUCUUUCAUGGGUCCUCAGGUUCUCCGAUCUUUGGGGAAAAUUGCAAACUGGUAGGCUUGCACACUGGUGGCUUCCUUUAUGAAAUUGCUGGAGAACAGAAGAGUGUGAUUGAGUUUGGCAUUUCCAUGAGGUCAAUACUAGAGCAUUUACUCCUACAGAUGAUGGAUGAAAAGAAAUGUGAACUUCUGUCAAAGUUAAUUGCUGAAACAAUGAAGAGCAAAUCUACAAUUCAGGUUGUUGCAGGAUUUAUCUGUUAUAUGCUACAGAUGUGGAAAGAAGAUCUGGACAGUGUUUUAUCAACAGUCAUCACUACUGCAAAGAAGUGUGGUGAAUCCUCCGAGCUGCGUACCUCACUUUGUGAAAUCAUUCCAAAAGAUGAUCUCCAGACACUGAUGAAAAAUCUCAGUUCUUCAAUGAGACUUAGUGAACUCUCUGAAAUUCUCAAGGAGGAAGAGACACCCAUGGAUAUCGAGCAACAGACUGCAGGGAACUAGAUCACCCUAUAGAAGUCUUCAAAAAAUCAUGGCGAGAAUGAGCAAAUUCUUGCUAACUUUCAGAAUGACUUACAUUUAUAUUUCUGCAAGUGUAAAUGGAUAACAAUGCAAUGUAACCAUAUAUUAAACUGAAAUGAUAGAGUAAAAUGGAAGAAUCUCUUAAACUGUUUAUAAUAAUGAAAUAAAGAUU